Molecule: messenger RNA, 1882 nt
Organism: Gallus gallus (chicken)
Lineage: Eukaryota; Metazoa; Chordata; Aves; Galliformes; Phasianidae
Gene: ITPRIP1B
Product: inositol 1,4,5-trisphosphate receptor-interacting protein-like 1
Exons: 3
Coding region: 20-1033 (337 amino acids)
Cellular component (GO): membrane
Source: RefSeq, a predicted model, not a curated record
UUGGCCUGGGCCAGCGAUCAUGGCUUUGGCGUUUCUCUUCUCGUUGUUGGCGCAGAGAGUGCCAUGUGUUGGCGAGGUGUUGGAUGCAGACACGCUCGACCGCAUGCAGCAGCGUGAGGUCUAUCUGCGAGAGCAGAUGGCAAAGCUGCUGAAGGAGAUGGAACAAUGCAGAACGGAUGCGCGACCCUCGCGCUUCUUUGCAGUGCGGCCCUGGCUAAUUUGGGCCUUGGCUGUACUGCUGCUUUUCCUGGUCUUCCGCUACAUCCGCGACCGCUACAGGGAAAGGCAAGAGAGAAUGUUCUACCAUGAAAUGAUGGAGAUGUGGGAAGAAUACGAAAGGGAGCUGAGGAAGCCGGUGUGCCAUGGAGACCCCGACGACAUUACCUACACGAGCAGGUUUUACCCGGAGUUCUCCAUCUGGCCGCUGAAGAGCAGGACACAGACGUGCAAGGUGGUGGCAGAGCUGGUGGAUGAACUUCUGAACACGUGUCAGAUAGUUCCAAAGAGCUACUUCCUGCCACGGCCGCAGCCAGCCAUUGGGGUGGGUGUUGGCUUUGAAGGCAGCGGUCCCCAAGGGUGCUACAUUGUCUACCGCAUGCUCGUGCCCCUGAAGGCACCCCCAGGACACAUCUUCCACUUGGAGGUGGGCCCCAGGGCGAGGAUAGGGGUGAGGAACUCCCGCAUCCGCGUGGAGUUCCAGUGCACGUGCAUAAGGGAGCAGCAGUUUCAGGACAUGCUCUGCUUCCUCCACCACCCUGCGGACCGGCUGAGGAAAAAGCAGAUGCCCAGCCUCCUGCAAACCCUCUGCACCGACUGCCACCUGGACAUGGAGAAAACCGCAGCCUGGUUCCAGGAGCUGGUGAAAGCAGCCUGGGCGCUUAUGCCUGUGUCAAACACAACGCAGCUCGAGUUGCUGCCCUCCAAACGACACUGCAAGCUCAAGCUGACCACCACCUCCGGCAAAGUCCUCUGGAUCGAGCUCCUGCUCGGGACGCAGAAAAAGGACUCGGACACGUUCCUGACCUUUGAGUAGGCAGGGGCGGUCGUUAGCAGCAGCACGAGGUGGCCGCAGGGACGCACUGCUUCACCAAACAGCCAGGCACGCCUGGCGCAACACAUUCCAUCGCAAACAUCUGCAGCUCCGUGUCCCUGCGCUGGAAGGUGGCUUCAAAACCACUGACGCCCCACCCUACUUGCCACCUGCUCCAGAGCUGAGCAUGCUGGCCAUGGAGAAGACACUGCUCAACAAGCAGGUGGAAGUUCUCUCCAGAGGAAAACCACACCCGAGGGAGCCACACCCCACGCAGGUGAAGAGGCCGCUGCAUGGACGCUUGAAGCAGAGACUCCUGUCAACAGCUGGGCAGAGACCCACCCACCUCUCCGUCUGGGUCCAUUUGCUCUGCAAGCCUGGGCCUCUACAAAAAGGGGAGAAACGCUCUGCUCCCUGAGCGUCCUGCCCAAGGAGAUGCCCCCAGAGCCAGCGCCCAGUGCUGUGGGAACGGCGACUGAGUCCUGAUUGCUGAUGAAAAAAGGACUACAAUGAAGCUCUGCCUCCACCUCGGCAGGAAGAAGCACAACAGCAGCAGCCCUUAGUGGGAUGCACGUAUCCAGAAAUGGCAGCCAACCAAUGCAGCUAUUUUGCAUACGGCUGCGGAAAUGAAGCUCUGAUCUGUUCUAAAAAAUAAUAACAAUACAGUAAAAUAAAAUAAAAAUCAACAGAUUUUUUUAUGCUUUCCCUCGUCUACCAGUCUGGUCACCCGGUUGCAGAAGGAGAUGAGGCUGGUCAAGCACGACCUGCCUUUCAUGAACCCGUGCUGGCUGGCUGGGCCUGAUCCCCCGGAUGCCACGCACAUGCCACGCGAUCUCACCCAAAAUGAUUCGC